UCAAGCCCGGUCACGUGAGGGAGGGGAGGUGCGGGGCUGGCGCCUGGCCAGUGGCAGAGAGGAGCUGAUGGGUGGAACAGACCGGGCACCAAAAGGAGGAAGGGAAACGGAGGGAGCCGAGGCGGACAGGACUAACGGAUCCGAGGAAUGUAAGGCAGUCGGCUCCAGGCUAGAUCUGGGAGAGAGAGAGAGAAAGAGAGAGAGAGAUCCCUUCCCGCUGCUUUUUUGGGGGUAGCAAGGAGAGACCAUGGCCUGCGUCUUGAAGCGCAAGGCAAUAAUGGUGGUAGGCUUUAUAGCAGCAUUUCUACUCCUGAUCAUUGCCCGCCUUACAAAUGAAGUCAACUUUCCUCUGAUACUCAGCUGCUUUGGACAAGCCAGUGUCAAAUUGAUGCCAUUUUCUUAUACACAAAGACGUCCUCUAAGAACACACUAUGGAUAUAUUAAUGUGAAAACAGAAGAGCCUCUACAACUGGACUGUGAUCUCUGUGCCAUUAUUUCAAAUUCAGGACAAAUGACCAAGCAGAAAGUAGGAUAUGAAAUUGACCAGUCAUCCUGUAUAUGGAGGAUGAACAACGCUCCCACCAGGGGCUAUGAAGAUGAUGUUGGGAAACGGACAACAAUAAGAGUUGUGUCCCACACCAGCGUCCCCCUUCUGCUUAAAAAUUCUGAAUAUUUUUUCAAGGAAACGAACAACACAGUCUAUGUCAUCUGGGGACCUUUUAGAAACAUGAGGAAAGACGGCAGUGGCAUUGUGUACAACAUGCUAAAGAAAACUGUGGACAACUAUCCUGAAGCCAAAAUCUAUGUGACCACAGAAAAGCGCAUGAGCUAUUGUGAUGAAGUGUUUAAAAUGGAAACAGGAAGAGAUAGAAUUCAGUCAGGAUCCUAUCUCAGCACCGGUUGGUUUACCUUAAUUCUGGCCAUGGAUGCUUGCUACAGAAUACAUGUCUAUGGGAUGAUAAAUGACACCUACUGCAAGUCAGAAGGCUUUAGGAAGGUUCCUUAUCACUACUAUGAGCCUGGAAGAGAUGAAUGUGACGAGUACUUCCUACAUGAAAACGCACCCUAUGGAGGCCACAGGUUUAUCACAGAAAAGAAAGUAUUUGCAGAAUGGGCUAAGAAGCAUUCGAUAAUAUUUACACAUCCCAACUGGACAUUGUCUUGAUGUUGGUUGUCACAGGCCGCCAUUCGUGGUGUCAUGUUCCAUGCAAGGCAAACCUUCGUUUACAGUGAUGUUUGCAACUGACUUGACUUUCUGAACUUAGGCACUGGCACAGAAAAUAAACACAUGAUUCCAAUCUAGGACAAACCUACCAACAUGCAGAAGACAUAUAAAAUGCUUAUUCUGCCUUUUAUGAUUAAGAUAGAAAAAUGCAUUUUUCUUCUCAGCAUAAUUCUUUUUUAAUUCCACAUGACAGCAGUUUAAAUUUUAGAUGGAAAUGUUCUUGAGGGGGGAAACACAACCCCAUUCAGACUUAACAUUCUAAAUACUUGGGGAAUAUCUAUAAAUACUUGAAUUUAGUUUGUAAGAACCAGCUCCAUGUGUGAUUUUGUUUUUUUAAGUAUGCAUUUGUACAAAUUCAUCAUGGAAAGAUUAGAGAUGGGCUAAGAAAGAUUCCUGAACUCCACUUAAUUUCUAUAUAAGAGGACUGUGUAUGUCUGAAACCCAGGGGUGAUUCAGAUGCUGUGAAUGACAACCUGCUUCCAUAGCAGUGAAGAAUUCAGAUUAUGCCAAUGAUGUAUUCAGUCACCCUCUGUUUUUGGAGCAGAACCUUUAUUAGCUGCUGUGUAGGUGUGAUUGGAAAUAGAGGCCCAGAACCUCAUACCUCUCAGUUGGUAUUGAACACUGAAUCCUGUGUGGUCUAGAGUAAUUUGGCGCAAUUCUCUGCCUCAAAUUUUCCAUGCUUAAAAAUGGAGAUUACAUCUACCUCACAAGGGUGUUGGAAUGCAUCUGCAGUGCUUUUUCAAUACGUGAUCCUUUGCAUGUACCUAUUCAUGGGAUUCUGACACCCCCUUUGUGUUUUGUACUUGAGGAGCCUUGAACCCAUGGUGUGAAAUUUGUGCUUUCAAAUACUGACUAUCUUCACUCCUACUCCACGUUCACAGACUUCUUCUGAAGGUUCUUCUCACCAAAUUAUCCCUUCUGUGAAUAGAGCUCUGGAAUAUUUUGUACUGGCCCAUUUCUAACUAAAGUAUCCAUGAUUCAGUCAACACCAGGACCUUAUGAAACAUUAGAUAAUGAGGUCAGUAAGGUUUGCAAUGAAGAAAAAGAACAAAAAUUUAAGGAGAAAGGCUAAUAAAGGUAUCAAAUACAAGUUUGGAAAAUGAGAUUUCUGCUGUCCUUCUGAACUAUCAGAAGAAGUACAGCAGAAGAACUUAAUAUUCAAACCAAUUGUCCAAAGCUUAGAGUAUAAAUGAUAUAUUGUUCUAUAUCAUGUCAAAGGGGUCCUUGAAAAUGGGACAUCAAAAUUAAAACACUGUAACAAUACUGCUAAAACUUGAAAAUACGUUCAUUGACUCUUACAAAUGUGCAACUGUCAAAGAGCCUGAACAGCCACCAGACAUUUUGCAUUGCUCAACUGAAUCAUGAAAUGGUAGUAGCAAAAUCCUAUUUUUACAUGUAAGUAUUUGUAUAAGGAUUGUAUUUCAUAUUGUAUAUUUGUAUAUAGAGGUCUAUAUUUUAUAUGUUCACAGUGUAUACAUUUUCAUUCCAUCACCACCAUAUUUAAGUGCCACCUUCCUCUAGAAUGGAUUUGUGCACAACGUACUGUUAUAUCACUUUACCACCAAGCAGAUAUAAUAGAGGUAAGCUCUCGUUUCUCCCCAGUAGGUUCUUGCUUAUCUCUUCUCUUUUAUUUAUGGGCUUAUAACUACCUCACAACCAACACAAAAGUUCUUCUUUGUUCAGCAAGCAAGAGUUAUAACAGAAAGUAUGCACAAACCUUGGAAGGAAAACAUCGCUCACCAGCAGUGUGAUUGAAUUUUCUACUUUUGUUAUUGUUGUUGCUGUUCCAUAUAUUAGUCACUGUUCUUUCUUCUGAGACAGUUCUCUUGCUUGUCAGUUCUAGAAUUGUUCUCUAUUUCUGCUGGUCUUUCCAGAGAAUGGCAUUUUGUUCUUUAUUCCUGAUUCAGCCCCACCUAGGUAUGCCUUGCACUUGGUAGAAAGACACUCAGACCAAGAAUACCAUUAAGAUACCACACUGGGAUUUAGCAAAAUAGGGGUAAAUGUACAGAACAAACAUAUAUCUAUUUUAUACUGAUUUGGGUUCAUGACUGUCAACUUAUAGUUUGGUCAGGAUGCUAAGAAAGCUUUCACAGGCCCCUUCUACACUGCCAUAUAAUCCAGUUCAAAGCAGAUAAUAUGGAUCUUACAUGGCAGUGUAGAAGGGUCCUUAGAAAACCUGGCUGACCUUUCCUGAAUGUCUUGGGAUGAAAGACUGACUGUUAAAUCACUCUCUAGCCGACAGAGUGCAAAAUCCUUGAAUCUGAAGCUUCCAAAGCUCCAAUUUGACAUUUCAGUAUUAAAUCAGUAGUUCAUUCACUGGUACUCACGAAAUAAAUGGCAUUUAUAAAAUAAAAUGUAUUUUGAUGUCCCACAAAUUUACCUAAUUUUACUAGUUGUCUGAUUUUCUAUUUCAUCUUAUUCAGAAAUUGACAACUUGCAGUCCUAGGAUUGUACGCAGCCUUUGGCCCAAUAUUGUAUUCUUAUCCACCUGAUUUCAAAAUCCCUUUAAAGAUUAUUGGCUCCAUCUUUCAGUAAGAGUAUUUUGUCCCUUCCUGUGAUUGAAAGGAGGUAGGGAGGGUGAAAGGCCUGUCAUGGAGAUAGAAGAUAAGGAGGGGAAGAUGGGUUAACUAAAAAGGGUGAGGCAUUACAGUAGGACCUUGGUAUCCACUGAGGUUUGGUUCCAGAACCCUGAUGGAUACCAAAAUCUAUGGAUGCUCAAGUCCCAGUAUAUACAAUGGCAUAGCAAAAUGAUGUUUCUUAUAUAAAAUGGCAAAAUCAAGAUUUACUUUUUGGAAUUUCUAUAAAUGAUUGAAUCUGUUGCUGCAGAAUCCACGAAUAUGGAGAACUAACUGCAUCAGUUUUGGUCCUUCCUUUAUUCCAGUGGAUUUACCACUAUCACCUGGAAACAUGCAGUACUCAACAGACUACACUACAACAUAAAAAGAUUCCCCAAUUGUGGGUUAGUUACCGAAAAAUUAGCAGAGACCACAUGUGAUUUGUGCAUCUUGGAUCUUUCUCAUGGUUUAGUCAGUAAUUUUGCUAUUGUUAUUUUGUGAUGUCUAUAACUCUGUGCAUUUACAAAAUCUUUUUCUGUCCUCUCAGUUCCAUGACUUCAAUUAUUUUAUAGCUGUGUGAAAUGUGUGACUCACUAUUUAGGAAUGAUUUGUGCCACAGGUCAAUGGGUUGCAGCAUCAUGAUGGGUUUAGAAGUAACUACUAUAUAUAGAACUUUCUACUUUUGGGAAAUGAGAAAGUAUUGUGUUCCUUUUAAUAACUGAAACAUAAAUCACUUUGGGAGACUGUGAACUGCAGUGAUUAUUACCAGUUACUUUUAAAAGUAACUUUUCAAGGGAGGGUUGUUGACUGCAGGGGAACAAAUCUGUGGGGAUUUGUAACCCUUUCCCCCCACCCUUCCAUUGCAGAAAAUGCUGUGCUAGAUUAAAAAUAGAUAGAAGGAGCCUUUCCAUUUAUGGAAACACGAUCUUAGGUCUAAUCUUUUAUUAUGUAUUCAAGGAGGAACCAAUUGUGUUCUUGGAUUAAUGUGUCUCUUGGUUUGUAGAUAAAAUAACAGGGUCCUAAGAAACCACUAACCAUAACCUCUCUUUGGAAUUGAGAUUCACGCUUACCUAGAAAGAAGUCCCAGUCAACAUAGUGGGUUACCUCUGUGUAGCUACACACAGAUCUUUUCUGACAAGGGUUAAAGUUGGAAUUCAGUAGUUUCAUUUUUUGUUUUGUUUUGUUUAAUGAACAAAUGGAAAAGAUAAAGACAUUGUCUUUUCCUUUUUUUCUAUCAAUGAGACAACCAAAACUAAUUUAGGGCACACUUACAGUUUAAAGGAAAAAGCAAUUUUAAGUGCAAGUGGACAUUAGGGAGAGAAAAGAAAGAAACUAAAUUACAGAAAUUGGAAGUAGAAAUACAAGAACUGGAAAGGAGAUAAAAAUAAUAGAAAACUUUAAAACACAAAUUGGACAACGUCAAGGCUAAUGUAAAACUAACUGAUACCUACAGCAACAUCAACAUUAUACAUAAAACAAAUAUUAGAAGAAUAUUGGUUGGAUUUCGUAUGGAAGUUAUGUAUUUGUUAGUCAAUUCACAUAUACAGGAAGUGAAAUAGGGCGUUUUGUAAUUUCCAGAUCUAGUAGAGAACAACUUUGACAUUACUAUGUAUCAAAGCCUGGAAUGUGACCAUUGUGCAAUGGGACUGAUGCACAACACCAAUGUACAAUGGGACUGAUAUGCAUUGGCACCAUUUUUUUUUUUCAUGUCAGGAGCGACUUGAGAAACUGCAAGUCACUUCUGGUGUGAGAGAAUUGCCCGUCUGCAAGGAUGUUGCCCAGGGGACGCCCAGAUGUUUUGAAUGUUUUUACCAUCCUUGUGGGAGGCUUCUCUCAUGUCCCCGCAUGGAGCUGGAGCUGACAGAGGAAGCUCAUCCAUGCUCUCCCCAGGUUGGAUUCAAACAGGCAACCUUCAGGUCAGCAACCCAACCUUCAAGUCAUCAGUCCUUCCGGCACAAGGGUUUAGCCCACUGUGCCACCGCGGGCUCCUAUGGCACCAACGACUAUCGGGCAGCCAUACAUAUCUUUGCAAUUCUCUAACAGUGUUUCUUAAUGCCUCUGCCACUUUGCUGAGAGUGCAUGAAGUUGUGUUUAGUAAGAGGCGAUACAGAAUUCCAGUAGUUAUACUUAAAACAAUAUUAUUAUACAGAAAUAUUCUUGAAAAAUGAUUAGUUCAGUUGUCUUAAAAUAAAAAUGUUAAUCUAUAGUAGGAAAAUAAGAAACAGAACAAGCAAAGUUUAUGAAGCAGAAGAUAAUUGUUAACAAUGAAAUUCUAUAUAAAUACUGUAUACUCAAAGUAAGCUUGUUCAGUGAGACUUACAAACAGGAUCCUAUAGAUCAAGAUUAUUGUUGAGUAAGAACUGAACGUUUAUUGUUAUUAUAGGGGAAAUACUGUAAAAUUAUAAUUGUUUUCAUUGUGGAUGCUGAGAAAGCAUUUGAUAUGAAUAAAUGAGAUUUCUUAAAGCACUGAAAAUUUGGUUGAGGGAUGAACUUUGAUUAAUCAAUUCUAUUGUUUAUAUCUGUGAAGGUUAUAACAAAUGGCCAGCUACCUGGAUGGGAAACAUCUUCCCUAAAUGAGGAGAAAUAGGACAUAUGCCCCAUCUACACGGCCAUAUAGUGCACUUUGAAACUGCAUUAUAUGACCAGUGUAGACUUAUAUAAUGCAGUUCAAUGCAGUGUAGAUGAGACCAUAGUUGUCAAUAUGCUCUUUUGUUAGUUAAACUAUGUACAAAUAUUUGUGCCUAGGGUGUGCUAUCAAUACAUUGGUACUAUGUAUUAAUUAGUUUCUCCCAUGAAGCUUGUAAAGGGUAGUUAAAUAAUUCAGGCCAUAGAGUUAAUCUAGGAAUUUUAUAUUUCUUAGAAUAAAUGUGGAACUUCCAAUGAAAAUUGAGAUCAGCAAUGUGUGAAGCAAAGGGAAUUUGAUCCUUGUAACUAAAGGUAGUAUGGUUAAGAAGCUAUUAUUGAAAUUGUGCAUGCUCUUCAGCUUUCUAAUACUUCCAAUUACUAUGAGGCAGAAAAAAUUCUAAGAUGUAAGAGCAAGUCUAUGCAUAUGCUUCUCUUGAGAAGAGUAGUGUUUAGUUAUAGAGUUAUAGCAAUUUGAUACCACUUUAAUAGUCAUGGCUUCAUCAUAUGGGAAUUAUAUGAUGAACAGAUUCUUCAUUUCUAUUGUAGUUCUAUUCGGUAUAUCCUCCACAUGCCUGCAUUAUGGUAUGUAUGCAAGAGAAAAGGUGCAGGCUGGAAGUCUUCAGUUUGUGAAAACGUUGAGGUCCAAUCACAAAAUAGUGGCUAGGAGAUAACAACAUGUCCUUGGAACUGAGGGAAAUGAGUGCCUCCGAUCAGAACUUAGUCAUAGACUCAUAAAAUUAUAGAGUUGGAAGAGACCUCAUGGGCCAUCCAGUCCAACCCCCUGCCAAGAAGCAGGAAAAACGCAUUCAAAGCACCCCGAUAGAUGGUCAUUGAGCCUCUGCUUAAAAGACUCCAAAGAGGAGCCUCCACCACAGUCUGGGGCAGAGAGUUCCACUACUGAACAGCUCUCACAGAUAGUUCUUCCUAAUGUUCAGGUGGAAUCUCCUUUCCUGUAGUUCAAAGCCAUUGUUCUAUGUCCUAAUCUCCAGGGCAGCAGAAAACAAGCCUGCUCCCUCCUCCCUAUGAAUUCCCCUCACAUAUUUAUACAUAGACAUUAUGUCUCCUCUCAGCCUUCUUUUCUGCAGGCUAAACAUGCUCAACUCUUUAAGCCACUCCUCAUAGGGCUUGUUCUCCAAACCCUUGAUCAUUUUAGUUGCCAUCCUCUGGACACAUUCCAGCUUGUGUCCCCUCAAUUGUGGUGCCCGGAAUUGGAUACAGUAUUCCAGGUGUGGUCUCACUAAGGCAGAAUAGAGAGGUAGCAUGACUUCCCUGGAUCUAAACAGUAUACUCCUAUUGAUGCAGGCCAAAAUCCCAAUGGCUUUUUUAGCCACCACAUGACAUUAUUGGCUUAUGUUUAACUUGUUGUCCACGAGGACUCCCAAGAUCUUUUUCACGCAUACUGCUGUCGAGCCAGGCGUCCCCCAUUCUGUAUCUUUGCAUUCCAUUUUUCCUGCCUAAGUGGAGUAUCUUGUAUUUGUCCCUGUUGAACUUCAUUUUGUUAGUUUCGGCCCAUCUCUCUAAUCUGUUAAGAUAAUUUUGGAUUCUGCUCCUGUCUUCUGGAGUAUUGGCUAUCCAUCCCAGUUUGAUGUCAUCUGCAAACUUGAUCGUGCCUUCUAACCCUUCGUCUAAGUCAUUAAUAAAGAUGUUGCGCAGAACCGGGCGGAACCCUGCAGCACUCCACUCAUGACUUCUUUCUAGGAUGAAGAAGAAGAUUGGUGAGCAGCCUUUGGGUUCGUUCACUUAACCAAUUACAGAUCCACCUAAAUGGUAGUUUUGCCUAGCCCACAGUAGUUUGUUUGCCAGAAGGUCAUAGGGGACCUUGUUGAAGGCCUUACUGAAAUCUACAUCCAUGGCAUUCUCUGUAUCUACUCAGCCUGUAACUCUAUUGAAAAAAAGAGAUCAGAUUAGUCUGGCAUGACUUGUUUUUGAUAAAUCCAUGUUGACUAUACUGCAGUAGAAUAAAAAGUGGGAUUCAGAAAUGCUUGGUGAUUCACUGGAAAUCAUUCAGAAUAUUAAUCAAUAGAUACCACUAUGCUUUCUGCUCAAUCCUAUGCUAAUGAGGACUGAAGCAUCACAGUCUACUAGAUGCUAAGACAGUGUUUCUUUUAAGAUUUGUUGUUAUUUUUAAACACUUACCAUUUUAGUCCACUACAAAGUAAGUGCCACAGUUGUAGUGUUUCUCUGUUUUAAGAAUUUUAUCUGUCACUAAUAACAGUAACACACACACAUAUGAAAAAGAUUGUUCUGUUAUUUUACUAUUGUUCUAAGUUAUUUUGCUAUGACCAUUGCAGAUUCCUUAUAGCACUUAAUGCAGUAUUUUUAGUUUGUUGGGAUAGUUUUAGGACCUUAGUUUAUUGGGGUACUUAGAAUUAUUUCCUUGAAUCCUCUGGUCUAUUCCCUGAAUUAGAGCACUAGAGCUCUCUAGGAGCCCCUGGUGGUGCAGUGGGUUAAACUCUGACCUGAAGAUUGCCAGUUCGAAUCCAGCUCGGGGAGAGUGCGGAUUAGCUCCCUCUAUCAGCUCCAGCUCCAUGCGGGGACAUGAGAGAAGUCUCCCACAAGGAGCUUCACACCAGAAGCAAUUUGCAAUUUCUCAAGUAGCUCCUGACAGAAAAAAGGAGAUAAUUCUUACCACUAAACUACAAAUCCCAGGAUUCUGAAAGCUGGAGCUAUAAUAGUUAAGAUGGCAUCAAACUGUUUUGCCGCUGUAGAUACAGUCUUUGUCACAAACAGAGAAACUCAAAAUAGAAAAUGCACUGUAUCUAACAUCUCUGGCUGCUGCUGACUUUUGUUUAAAUUGUUAACAAACCCCAAAGCUCGCAGGUGAACCACAAUUGCCAUCAAGAGUUCGCAAUAGUAGGAAGGAAAUGAGUUGAGAGAUGUUGGGAUAAUUUUAAAUGGCUUCAAUAAAAAGGAUGGUAAGAUUGCUUUUAUGCCUAUCCAAGUAAGGACAAAAGGUAGUUGAUUUAUGCUGAGGAGCAUAACACUGAUGUAAACUCAAGUAAUGAACAUUUUACAAAAUUUCCUGGUGGAAUUUUUGCAAGAGACAGUUCUGUCUAUAAGUUUUACAUUUGCUUGAGCUAUAUUGGCUCUGCAACUGCUGAACCUGAUUACGGUCUUUAAGGCAUCGUAUAAUGUUUAGUGUUAUCUAUGCUUGUUAAGGAGAGAUAUCAUACUAUUUUAUGCUAGUCAGUUAUUAAUAAAUUACAGAAUGCACCAGAGGAUUAUUUCAAAGCAGCAUAAGAGUAACUGUGUAUGUGUGUGUGUGUGUGUGUAGGGUAAAGGUUUCCCAACAUUAAGUCUAGUCCGACUCUGGGGGUUGGUGCUCAUCUCCAUUUCUGAGCCGAAGAGCUGACGUUGUCCGUAGACGUCUUCAAGGUCAUGUGGCCGGCAUGACUUCAUGGCGUGCCAUUACCUUCUCACUGGAGCAGUACCUAUUGGGGCUGGGGCUGACAGCGGGAGCUCACUACGCUUCCUGUAUUCGAACCAUCCAACCUUUCGGUCAGCAAGUUCAACAGCUCAGCGGUUUAAUCCACUGCGCCAUCAGGGGCUCGAUAAUAAUAAUAAUAAUAAUAAUAAUAAUAAUAAUAAUAAUAAUAAAUCUUUAUUUAUAACCCGCUUUUCUCUCACACAAGACUCAAAGUAGCACCGUGGGCUCCUAUAUAAUAUCUAUAUAUAUAAAAGGGUAAUGAAAUUUAGGCCUAGGACAAAACAACAAAACUACACAUCCCAGAAACACUAAACUUGGCAGCACAACCCCUCAUCCAUGCCUCUAUGUUCAUACAACAAAAAGAAAAAAAUAAAGUCCUAAUUAGAGGGAGAGGAAUAAUUGUUUUUAUCCAAUUCCUGCCAGUUAGAAGGCUAAGCUCCGUUAGGGGGAAACCUUUACCCUUUACCUUAACUACCACCAAUACCUCAAUACAGUAGAGUCUCACUUAUCCAACUUAAACGGGCCGACAGAAUGUUGGAUAAGCAAAUAUGUUGGAUAAUAAGGAGAGAUUAAGAAAAAGCCUAUUAAACAUCAAAAUAGGUUAUGAUUUUACAAAUUAAGCACCAAACAUCAUGUUAUACAACAAAUUUGACAGAAAAAGUAGUUCAAUAUGCAGUAAUGCUAUGUAGUAAUUAUUGUAUUUACGAAUUUAGCACUAAAAUAUCACGAUAUAUUGAAAACAUUGACUACAAAAAUGCGUUGGAUAAUCCAGAACGUUGGAUAAGUGAGCAUUGGAUAAGUGAGACUCUACUGUACUUUAUUUCCCAUACCACCAUACUUUGCCACAGCAACGCGUGGCCGGGCACAGCUAGUAAUAUAAUAUAAUAUAAUAUAAUAUAAUAUAAUAUAAUAUAAUAUAAUAAAUACACAUAUUACAGAAUGAUUGGAAACUUUAACCCUUUCUAAUAAAUGGGAAUGUGGUUAAAUUGUAAUGCCUCCAAUGACCUAUUACUAAAAAUAUCCUGAUGCAACAGUUUCUUUUUCUUUAAAAGCUACACAAAUGAAUAAGAGGGAAAGUAGCAGUUGAACUGUGAACACUGUAUAACUAUGAAUGAAUUUUGCUGCCUUCCCAUAGGUUUUUCAUACCAACUGAAGGCAAGCUACAUUUAGAAACCUAACCCCAAGCUCUUUUCACAAGGGAAGAAAUGUAUGCCAGUGCCCUUAUUUUAAGUUAGUCCAUCUUUAGCAUAAAUUCGGCAUAGAUUUUCAUAGCACCUGAACAAAGAAGUGUGUUGUGGGCGUGUGUGUGUAAUGAUUUAAUAAAACAAUUGCUUUGUGUAUGGCAGCAGGUGUGUUGUUAAUCUGCAGUAGAAUGCGGGACAGGAUAACAUAGUAUGAUUGCAACAGAAGAUUUUAUUGCCUCCCUAUCUUAUUCCAGAAAGACUCAGUAGGUCUAUUCUGCAUAGUAUAUUUAUGCAUAUGAGUUGCAUAUGCAAAAUCACACAUCUAGGGCUUCCUACAGAGACAAAUCCCGAUUCAAAAAUACAGGGCAUGAUGUUUAAUGCAUUCUGGGGAUGAAUAUUGUACAGCAAAUGAGAACUACACUCCUGGGGAUCUAUGAUUGCAGGUUUCAUACAGUGUCACCUGCUGCUCCUUAGAAAGAGCACAGGGCAUUAUAUCUGAAGGAGAAAAGCAUAGCUGGCCACAUUCCUGGCCCCUGGUUUAAGGGUCCUGGCAUAGUUUUUAAGCAUCCCAAAACCCCAAAUCAAUAUGGUGGAGGAUGAACUUAAAGUUCUUUCCUGGCUUGAUCCUAGGAUGAAAGCUGAUUAGCUUCAUUGGUGUCUGUGCUUUUUUGAAGCAUACCACGGAAGAAAGCUCGCUGCACACUGAUGGCUGCUGCUUGGGAAAAUGCCCUUGUGUCUUUUGCUUCUUUCCUCCCACCCAUUCCAAUUCCAAUAAUGACUAAAGACAAGAGGAAAUUAUAUGAACUGAUUUUUCUUAAAUGCAUUCAAUUUGUUAUCAAUGAGACUUCAAACUAAAGUGUUCACAAUGCUUUUGGUCUCUCAUCAUAUAUUUUUUCCCUCUCCUGCCCCCCCCCCCUUUCUGAAUCACAGAUAAAUGCAUGUGCAUCACUUAAAAUUCGCAUUUGUGAAAAAUGUGCUCAUAAGGUUUUGUUUAAUGGCAAUAAUAUGAAAUUAUGCCCCCGGUGGUGCAAUAGGUUAAACUCUUGUGCUGGCAGGACUGCUGACUUGAAGGUUGGGUUGCUGACCUGAAGGUUGCCCUUUAGAAUCCAGGGAGAGCGUGGAUGAGCUUCCUCUGUCACUCCAGAUCCCCACCUGAGGACAUGAGAGAAGCCUCCCAUAAGGAAGGUAAAACAUCAGACAUCCGGCCGUCCCUUGGCCUACGUUCUUGCAGACAGCCAAUUUCCUCACACCAGAAGCAAUUUGCAAUUUCUCAAAUCGUUCCUGGCAUGGAAAAAAAUGAAAUAAUAUGCAAGGCAUAGAAGGAAAAAUAACUACUAAAAUAUGCACAGAUUUCCAAGUAAGGGAGAGGGGAAGUCGUACUACCAGGUACAUAACAAGAAGAUAUGUAGGGAUAAUCAAGUCUGAGAGCUUUUCACAUCCUUGCUUUUGAUGGAAGCCAACGAUAUCUUUUUUGUGCUGCUGCUUAAUGUUUGAAUCACCCAUCUCUGUCUUUAAUUAGUAACUUGUUCCUUAGAUUACUUUUAAAUGUGGCAAUAAAUUUGAUAGCAAAUGAGCAGUUUGGGGAGGGAAGUGCAGGAUAGAACAUCUUUCACUUUCUAGAUAACCAGAAGUCUUAACUAACAUUACCAAAUGGGAAGGGAUUGUGAAAGAUGCCAUCCAAAAUAUCUAGAUGACCAAAUAUGUGAUUGUAUUUUAGGGUUUGAGGAUUUAAUUUGAUUCAACAGGUAUUCACUUUCCAAGCAUGAAUAGGAAAUUUCCAAGCAUGAUAUGAGGGCCACACCAUUCCUUAUUGCUAAUUCCCAAUAUAUGACAAUACAGAUGCUUAUAGCAUGGCUAUGUGAAGGUUUAUUCUGAUAAAAAAGGCAAAAUUGCUUCCCUUUUUCCAAGACAAUGCCUCUCCCAAGGAAGUCUAUUUAGGGUUUUGGCUACAUAUCACACACGAAGAAGAGCACAUUUCUGCCCUUUUGUUUGAAUUUGUUUUGGAUUGUGACCUAAGUACAGUCAGAGAGAACUGUGAAAAAAACUAUAAAACAAAUGAGAAGGUAUUGAUGCUUAUCAAAAAGGAAUGGCUUUUAAACUUGGGGAGGGCGAGAGAAAGAGGCCUCCUAUAAAUUAUAAAGUGGACCUUUCUUAAGAAAAUAAAUCUCAAAAGGAAUUUAUAAAACCAAUCUUCAGUUAAAUAUAUAUAUAUUACUGUUAUCCUGUAGAUAAAGCACCUUUGAUGCUAAAAGUGUUCCACCUAUUCCAGCCUGGGUUAAAAUGUUAUCUUAUUUUGCCCCAUGAAUUAAUUAAGAGGUGUAACAGAUGGACAUGACUUUUUUUGAACAAAAAUCCUCCCUACAGUUUGAUGUCACAGCUGGAAGUGUUGCCUUUUCAGCAGAUCUUUUUCUGCUCUUUUAUUUCUUGAAGGAUCCAAAGCUAAUAUGACUUCUAAACAUCCUGAAGAUGGUCUUGAUGAAUAAAUAGCUAGACUCUAUUUGUUUCCACCCUAUCCCUGGUGCUCCAUGAAGCCCUGUUGCCUGCUUUUAUCUUCUUUCCAUCUGUCCUUGCCUUUUUCCAACACAGUGCUAAACAAAUGUGAAGCAGCAGCUGGAGAACUAAUGGCAUUUACCAUGCAUUAAUAUGAUGUUUUCCAAGGAGAAGGAGCCUUAUGAUUGGAUGGCUCAUCUAAUGCUAUCCAUGAAGCCAUCUUUCCCUGGGGUGGUGUUGCCCUUUGCUGUAAUUGUCUCACAAAAUGUGGGAGAUGGUGACCCCCAUGCAUAGAUAUAGCAGGUGCAUCAGAUUUUAACUGAUGGAGCCAAAAUUCCUCCUCUCCCUUGCCUUUCAUCUCUGUAAUCCAUCAAUAUAGAAAAGGUUGUUUUAGGCAGAAAGGGCAAAAAUCCUGAGUCUCCCUCAUGGUGAGCAUCACAGUAGGCCCUUGGUAUCUGCUGUGGUUUGGUUCCAAUACACCCCAUGGAUAUGAAAAUCCAUGUUUGCUUUCCCUUCUUGUUUUUGAUACUGUUUUUUGUCCCAUCCUUAACAUUAAAACCUGCCCUUAUGUUUUAUUCCGACUCUACUCCAGCACCAAAGUUAGAUUCUUGGACCUUAGAUCUAGGUAAGGAGGAAGCAGUGGUAAUGGAGACAGCUCAUAAGAUCAAGAGAACAGAGAUAUACAUGACUCACUCUUGCUCACAUCUUCAUCACACUUAUAGCACAGGCCAUGGUGGUUCCAUCAUGUGGCUGUAUCAAAAGGAAGUGCAUCCAAGAAAGGUGGACAGAUAGACAAUUUCAAUCUAGAAAUGAUAUUAAAAAAUAUUUUUAUUCCAGCUUUCUCCCAAUAUAGAGACUCAAUGUGGCUAAACAUUCUCACACAGUGGAAAAUAGUUUCUUUUUAAUAUGUGGAGCUAUGUUGUUGUCAAUGUCAUGUGCCUUUAAAUUUCCAAUUUAUUGUGACACUAAGGUGAAUCUGUUGUGGAGGUUUGGGUGGGGGAGAAUAAAAGAAUCUGACUCAUCCAAGGUCACCCAGUGGGUUUCCGUGGUGGAGUGGGCGUUUGACUAGUCCAGUACUCAAAAACCACUACACCACAAUGGCUCUCUGUAGUCAUAACUGAAUUGAGGCAACAGGUGUUAAAGUCAGUUGAAACGAAUAAGGGAGGGAUGAUUUUACUGAUAUGCUGCAGGUCUAUUGUCUUUCCCAUGCAAAUACUUACUGUUGAACUCAAAGAGAUUCAUGUGACUUCAGAAAAUUAGAUUGCCCUUUUAGCUACACUGUGUAAUAGUCAUUUUAACUCUCAUUAAUUUCUGGGGUUUAUUACUAUCCCAUUUUCUUUCUUUUGUUUGUGUAUACAUUAUAUAUGCAACCCAAUGUGUGUGUGUUUUAAAUUGCUAAUCUGCAUUGUUAACAGAAAUUAUUUACAAGUCUCAAUUAUGUUCCUACAUUUCUUUGAAGUUUUGAUAGUGCUGACAGAUGUACGCAUAAUAGAUUUCCCUUCAGAGUUUCAAGUCACAUUCCAUCGGCAUUUUAAAAUGUAUUAUUGACAUUUUGCCAUUUGACUGUUUUCUGUCUGUAUGUUGUUUUGCCUUUCACUUUCCAUUUCAAGAUUUUAAUGAAUUUUUGUUUGGUUUUUCAUUUUAUUUUUUAAAAAAUGUGCCUGGGAUAUUUUAAAGAUUAAAUAAUCAAGGUUUACCA
This is a messenger RNA of Anolis carolinensis (green anole), 15205 nucleotides long. It is a transcript of the gene st6galnac3, whose product is annotated as ST6 N-acetylgalactosaminide alpha-2,6-sialyltransferase 3. The coding region runs from base 248 to 1165 and encodes 305 amino acids. Gene Ontology annotation, cellular component: extracellular matrix. NCBI's taxonomy places the organism in Eukaryota, Metazoa, Chordata, Lepidosauria, Squamata, Anolidae. Gene Ontology annotation, molecular function: alpha-N-acetylgalactosaminide alpha-2,6-sialyltransferase activity. The transcript has 5 exons. The record is from RefSeq and is a predicted model, not a curated record. Gene Ontology annotation, biological process: cell adhesion involved in heart morphogenesis; oligosaccharide metabolic process; ganglioside biosynthetic process.